AUGACACGAACAAGGAGAGGAGAGACAUCCUCAAGCACUCACAAAAUCGUCCUAUUGCCCGGCGAUGGAGUCGGACCCGAAGUCGUUGCUGAGGGAAAGAAGGUUUUGCAGGCUAUUGCUGAAGCAAGGAAAGAAGCUACAAACGUACACUUUGAGUUCACGGAAUAUGACUUUGGAGGAAUAGCUAUAGACAAAACUGGCCAACCAUUGCCUAAGAAGACCCUUGACGCUUGCAAAGGAGCUACUGCUAUCUUGCUAGGUGCUGUUGGAGGCCCAAAAUGGUCGGUCAACAAACCUCGUCCUGAAGAAGGUCUCCUGGAACUCCGAAAAGCAUUGGACUUGUUUGCCAACAUUCGUCCUUGCUUCUUCCCUGCCGCUUCCCUCGUAAAACAGUCACCAAUAAAGGAAGAAAUCGUAAAGGGUGCUGAAUUCACAGUCAUCCGUGAAUUGACUGGUGGUAUCUACUUUGGUACUCGUCAAGAGGAAAAGAAUGGAAAGGCAUUUGAUACUAUGGAAUACACUGUAGAAGAAGUGCAACGUGUAGCCCGUAUCGCUGGUAACAUGGCCAUGCUGUCCACACCGCCAGCUCAAGUAUCUUCUAUCGACAAGGCAAACGUCCUUGCUACAUCUCGAAUGUGGCGACGAGUCGUCACUGAGACCUUGGCAGCCGAAUACCCUGAAGUCAAAGUCUCGCACCAUCUAGUAGACUCGGCUGCCAUGAUGAUGGUCAUGGCUCCUAAGAAACUCAAUGGAAUAGUAUUGACUGAAAACAUGUUUGGUGAUAUCUUGACUGAUGAAGCUUCGGUCAUUCCUGGCAGUUUGGGUUUGUUGCCUAGUGCCAGUUUGAAUGGUUGGGGUAGCAAGGCUGUUGGAAUGUACGAGCCUAUCCAUGGUUCUGCUCCUGAUAUUGCUGGUCAAGGAAUCGCAAACCCAACUGGUACCAUCUUAUCAGUCGCCAUGAUGCUUCGAUACUCUCUAAAAAUGGACAAGGAAGCUAAAGCCAUUGAACAAGCAGUCGCCAAAGUAAUUGACUCGGGCAUUCGUACUCGUGAUAUCGGAGGCACAAAUUCAACCUCAGAAUUCGGUGACGCAGUAGUAGCAGCAUUGGCCGAACCAUUGAACAAAUUAAACCAAGUAGAUUUGGCAUCUCGUGUCAAGACCACCGCUGAAGGACGUCUAAUCCCAUCAUCCCUCCCAUUCAAACGUCGUCCCAUGAACUUGUGUGAAAAGAUUAUCGCACACUCUGCUAUUGGUCUCCCUGCUCCAUUCGAAGUAAAGCCAGGUGACAUGGUCUGUGUAUCUGUAGACUGGACUAUAGCAUCAGAGUUGACUUGGAAGGGUAUGGAAAAGACCUUUGAUGAAAUGGGACGUCCCAAGAUCUGGCGUAAUGAUCGAUUCUGGUUGGCUAUUGACCAUACCGUCGAUCCCAGUAUAUACCACUUGCCCAAACCCCGUGAAUUGAUCGAAGCGUCUGAAACAUUUGCCAAGGAAGCCAAUAUAACAGAUUUCUGGGGCCCAAAUCAAACCAUCUUGCACACAGAGUUCUACCGUGAACGUGCUCAACCUGGUAUGAUGAUCAUCGGUGCUGACUCGCACUCUUGCUCUGCUGGUGGUCUUGGUACAUUUGCUGUUGGCUUAGGUGCUGCCGAUGUAGUGAUGCCUCUAGUAACAGGUGAAACAUGGUUUAAAGUACCCGAAACCUGUGAAAUCCGAUUCGAAGGUAAACCACCAUUCGGUAUUGGUGGAAAGGACGUCAUCCUACAUGUAUUGGGUGAAUUGAAACGAAACACUGUUGGAUUCGAACGGGCUGUAGAAUGGACUGGCCCUGGUAUAAAACAUCUAUCUUGUGAUGCCCGAUUCGCAAUUGCCAAUAUGACCACUGAGUUUGGUGGUAUUGCUGGUGUAUUCGAAGCAGAUGAAAUCACUGCCGCUUACAUCGCCAAACGUAAAGACCAUAAAAAAGAUGCCAUCUACUUCCGUGCCGAUGAAGGUGCUGAAUACGCCACUUCCCAUGUGAUCGAUUUGGGACAAGUCACCUCUUUAGUCGCUCUAUACCCAUCACCCGAUAAUGUAGUCCCUGCCACCAAAGUAGCUGGUAUGGAUCUCGAUGGUUGUUUCAUUGGAGCUUGUACCACUGGUGAAGAAGAUUUGAUCUUGGGUGGUCUUGUAUUGGAGGCUGGAUUGAAGAAGGGCAUGAGGCCAAGUAUGAAGGGUAAACGUAAAGUUACUCCUGGAUCUGUAUCUAUUGUCGCCAAGUUGCGUCGUCUAGGCCUGAUUAAAGUGUAUGAACAGGCUGGAUUUGAAAUCGGUGCUCCGGGAUGCUCAUACUGUCUUGGUGUUGCUGCUGAUCGUGCUGGCGAAGGUGAAGUUUGGCUCUCCAGUCAAAACCGAAACUUCCCCAACCGUAUGGGCAAAGGCUCCAUCGCCAACUUAGCAUCAGCUGCUACAGUUGCCGCCUCAUCCUUCGAAAUGAAGGUCCGAGAUCCACAAGACUUGUUGGAUGCUGUCGACCAAAAGAAAUAUGCAGAAAUGCAAGAAAUGUGGAUUGCCAAAGGUGCUAAAAUCACUAUUAGCGAACCUGCACCUGUUGUAGCUGGUGCUGCUGCUGAAGCUGUUGCUAGCAUGGAAGUGGAUGGUGCAGCUACUGCUUCGUAUACCCCUGUAUUGGCUGGCAAGAUUCAACGAUUUGGUGAUAAUGUUGAUACUGAUGCCAUCAUCCCUGCUGAAUUUAUGCCUGGAACCUCUGAUGAAGACUUGGGAACACAUUGUUUCCAAUACUUUAGAGCAGAAUUCGUACCAAAGGCCAAAGAAGGAUACACUAUUGUUGUAGCUGGUAUUGGAUUUGGAUCUGGUUCUUCUCGUGAAGAAGCCCCUCGUGCAUUGAAGGGCUGUGGUAUCAAGGCUGUCAUUGCUAAAUCGUAUGCCUACAUUUAUGGUCGUAACCAGCCCAACAUGGCUCUUUUGGGAGUCAUCGUCAAAGACGAUCACUUCUACCAACUAGCCCAGGAAGGCGUACACGUCGAAGUCGAUUUACCAGGCCGAGUAGUCCGAGUAGAUGGCCACUCCUUCCCAUUCGACCUGUCACGAAUGGAAGAAAAGAUUGUGAUGGGUGGUGGUGUCACCACACUGUACAAGAACGAUGGUCAAUCCUUGUUUAGAAAGGCUAUUGCCCGUGCACAAGCUGAUGAAGAUGCAUGUGCAAAGACUGCUAGUGGCGAGGAAUGUGCCACUGAUGGUGAUAAGAAGGCUUUGGCAUGGUAG
This is a messenger RNA of Synchytrium microbalum, 3261 nucleotides long. RefSeq lists its product as uncharacterized. Gene Ontology annotation, molecular function: magnesium ion binding; hydro-lyase activity; NAD binding. The transcript has 7 exons. Gene Ontology annotation, cellular component: cytosol. Gene Ontology annotation, biological process: L-leucine biosynthetic process. The record is from RefSeq and is a predicted model, not a curated record. The coding region runs from base 1 to 3261 and encodes 1086 amino acids. Lineage: Eukaryota; Fungi; Chytridiomycota; Chytridiomycetes; Synchytriales; Synchytriaceae.